AUGUGUAAAUCUGUAUGUUAUAUAUUUUUAGCUGCUUUUUGUGACGUGUAUGCCGUGGACCACGAGGCGCAAACAAACGUUGGAACUGUGCCGCUUGAUAACAACGUAGAAAUAAACCAAUCGGAAUAUGACGCGCUUGGAACAAGUCAUCUUGUAAAGUCUGACCGUCCUUUGGCCAUUUACUGCGGUACCCUUAUUGACACACAUCUCCAAUUACCGCCUGUCGAAACUCUGGGAAAGCAGUUCUAUAUACCCGCCAUUGCUCUUACAACUCUAACAGCUGAUGCCACUGUAGUAGUGCUAACUACAGAAGACAGCACUAUUGUAACCAUCCGAGGAGAUUACGACCAGAUGGAUACUAUUGACCUGAAAGGAGAAGUGAUGGUUAACAGAACGAUAGUGUCAGAUACGAAAUACAGUAUCGAAGCAACGAAACCAGUCCAUGUUCAUUUACAAAUAAGAUCUAACACAGUCAAUUUGGCGGCUGAUGUAUUCAUUCCCGCAAUAACGCAGUAUAAAAAGGACCAUGUUUUUCCGGGAUUUAUCGAGCACUUCGUCGAAAUACAUUCAAGCUUUGCAGUUGACAAUGGAGGCUACGAAACUCCAAGCCUGAUCAGUACGGGGGCCACUUCAAUUAAUGCCGCUACUUACGUCUACAAUAAACCGACAUUCUCAUUGACCGUAAUGAAGUAUCUUGGCACAACUAAAUUUUUUAUUGUACCCAGCGAUGUACUUUAUCAGGAUAUAAAUGAGGUUUGUACGUUGACAACUGGAUCUCCAGGAGACGGUGUUGAUAACGACUGUGAUGGUCUGAUUGAUGAAGAACAGUGUUCGGACAGUACGGCGCCGGGUACCAUCGACUUUGACAUAGAUGGUAGUUUACACGAAGACUGCGCUGCGAACACAAGCACAACUGCGAGCGUCCUACAUGAGUCGGUCCCGCAAACAAUGAUAACAUGUCCUCCCGCCACCGGAAACGGAAGUAAUGUUAACGAUACGGAUGCAGGAGGAAUUGUUAUUAGCGGUACGAACUCGACGGAUGAUUCAGUGUCUUUGACCUCUAUGAAUACGCCAAACGUCACAACCACAGGAUCAGCACCAUCUUUUGAGCCCUUGACAUUCAUUGGACCAAGCAUAACAAUUCCGACAACGGCGCCAGCCCCAGGAUCAACGCCGCCUCCAGUAGAGACAUGUCGCACAGAAUGCCUGUGUCCCUGUGGCUGGGUGGCUAAUCCGCAGAAUUACACAGAAGAGGAACUCGCAGCGUCUGUUGUAGAAAUCCAGGAAAAGUUGAAAGUAAAGAAGACUGAACUGAGUGCAGUGAUUCGCCAGAAGACAAGUGCUACCGAUGACAGGCCGGCGGCAACCGCCGUCGGAUUCGCUGGUUUGGCCUUUAUGGUGGUUGUACUGGGCACGGUGGCUCUACUGGAUAUUACUACCCUGUUUUGCGACAUCAUAACAUUGGGCAGGACAGUCAAAACGUUUUUUACAUCUUAGAUACAUUUGUAUUGCAAAUAUGUUAAAUUGUUAAUCAUCUAACAUGUAUAUUAUACCUGGCAUGAUUCAAAAAGAAAGUGAAAAAUUCGGUAACUCUUUGUAUAGUAAUUAUCACCAGUAAAGGUAUAACUAUUUCAUCUAUCAAUUCAUAAGCUAAAAGUGGUAUAAUUGACUUGAAAUUAGUGUUCAAUAAUCAGAAAAAUAUAAAAUUAUACAGACUGCUUGUUUCCUAUAGCUUUAAUUUUGUGCUAGGGAUAAAAAAAUAAAAUAUAAGGGUUAAAAUAUGAGUCAACUAUGGCGUUGUAUAAUUUAAACAUCGUUUUUGAGGACAUCUUCAGUCUGGAAGACGAUCAUUUUGACAAGGCGUCUCACAAAAAAUUACGUCAUUUGUUAGAAAAGUAUGAUAUUUUUGUCGAUUUUUCCUAGCGUUAAAUGUAGCUUGUUUUGUGUGAAUUAUUUACUUUUCAUUUAAAUACUGCGUGUGACAAUUGUCUGAUUAUUGGUGUAUUGAUGUAUAUUUAAUAAAUGGGCCCUUUAUGUUUAAACAAAGUUCUAUUGACAUAAUUUUCCGAUUGUUUUUGUAACUUACUGCAAUAUACAACAGUUCGAGCUAAGACUUAGUGUCCGUUGUUGGCGAAAAUAUGUGUAUUUGGUGAAAAUUAAUCAAAAGAAGGAAAAAAACCUAAAAUGCAUUAUUCUUGUUUAAAUCACGACACCCUGGAAAAUGGAACAAAAUUGAAUUAAAAAAAAUUGAGCCGCACCAUGAGAAAACCAUGAGAAAACC
Mercenaria mercenaria is the source of this 2281-nucleotide messenger RNA. RefSeq lists its product as uncharacterized. The transcript is spliced from 9 exons. Lineage: Eukaryota; Metazoa; Mollusca; Bivalvia; Venerida; Veneridae. Bases 1 to 1497 code for a protein of 498 amino acids. The record is from RefSeq and is a predicted model, not a curated record.